AUGUUCAAGGGGGUCGAUCCUCAUGGAGGAACAGCACCCGCAUCGGUCAUUGACUACAUUGCUGAGCUCGAGGCCACCAUCGAUGACGGUGUCCCUGUUGCGUUGCGCGCUGUUCGCCAAGGCUGCGUAUUCUACGCUCAGAAGAUUGCCACUACUUGUGAAGGUGGCAUUGCAGUUACUGAACCAGUCGCCUUCAGCAACCGCCUUCCUGGACACGCACCCGAGAUGUCCCUGCGCACCUACGCUGAACAUGGACGGCCUUUCAUGGGCAACCAAGUCGAGUGCAUAGACCGCCUCGGACUUGAGAUUGCGAUGUGCACUUAUAACCUGGCUGUCGCGGCUGGUUUUGAAAGCUUCAACAUCGACAACCUCCUGUCUCUUCUGCAGUAUCAGGCCAUCAAACAGCCAGAUUGGACGCUACAUUGUCACCCGCUCACCUGCUACAAUCCACAUACCAACACCGGCCGGCGUGAAAUACAACACAGACUCGAGUAUCUUGCCUGCCUUGAGAUGCUGAAUGACCAAGUAUACAUCAACUUUACCAAAAGUGGCAUGUCCAAGUCUGUGAACGAUGCAGAGGCAAAGGUGGCAGGUGGGAAAGCUACACCGGCGUUAGUUUCAGAACCAAAUCACACUCUCCGAAACCCAUUGCAUAAGGGUGGUCUGUCUAGUACCCGUGCCCCAACAUUGCCUGAAUCAUCAGAUAAAAAUGAGGAGAGCGGCAAAGAAGAAGACUCAAUACCGCAGGAUGCCCAACCGGCCAAGCACUACCGCACCAAUAAUCUGGUCGAUAAUACCCCAACAGUGCAAAUAUCCCCUUCUCAUAUUCAUGACAGCGGUGCUCAUUAUCAUAUAGAUGCCCAGACAGACGUGCACUCAGACUCAGUUGCUUGA
Molecule: messenger RNA, 894 nt
Organism: Peniophora sp. CBMAI 1063
Lineage: Eukaryota; Fungi; Basidiomycota; Agaricomycetes; Russulales; Peniophoraceae
Source: the annotation of a GenBank genome assembly